This is a messenger RNA of Sphenostylis stenocarpa, 1368 nucleotides long. NCBI's taxonomy places the organism in Eukaryota, Viridiplantae, Streptophyta, Magnoliopsida, Fabales, Fabaceae. The record is from the annotation of a GenBank genome assembly.
AUGUCAGUAACCUUGGAAGCCUCUUACUUGGUGAAGCCUAUGGAGCCAACACAGAGAGGACGUGUACCCUUAUCUGAAUGGGAUCAAACAGGAACCAUAAAUCACGUUUCCAUAAUAUACUUUUAUGGUCCCUCCAAACACUUUGAUCUCUCCCCAAACUAUACCAAUAUUGCUUCCACCUUGAAGGACUCAUUAAGCCGAGUCCUGGUACCGUUUUAUCCUCUAGCUGGUCGUUUGCACUGGAUAAAAAAUGGUCGUUUAGAGCUUGAUUGCAAUGCCAUGGGUGCUCAGUUCGUUGAAGCUCAGUCCUCGUUAAGAUUGGAAGAUCUAGGUGACUCUUCAUCCUCUUCGGGGUACCACUCCCUUGUUCCAAGUGUAGACUACACUCUCCCAUUUCACGAGUUGCCCUUGGUUCUGGUUCAGUUAACCAAGUUCAAGUGUGGUGGCAUUAGCAUUAGCAUAGCAAUUUCUCAUGCACUUGCUGAUGGAACAAGUGCAUUGCACUUCACUUCUGAAUGGGCGAGGCUUUCACGCGGCGAGCCUCUGCAAACGGUACCGUUUAUUGACAAGAAAGUGUUCCGAGCUGGGGAGCCUCCUUUGGCACCGCUAACAAAGUGUCGUGUUUACUCGGAGUUCGAUGACCUUCCGUUGUUGCUGGACCAAACAAAGAGGACAGAGGAAAGGAAGAAGAAAACCAAAGUGGCUAUUCUCAAACUAAGCAAAGUCCAAGUUGAGACGCUGAGAAAGACAGCAAAUGAGAGUCAUAGACCUAGGAACGGUCGUGGUUACACUCGUUACGAGAGUGUAACUGGCCACGUUUGGAGAAGUGCAUGCAAGGCAAGAGGGCACAAAGAGGACCAACCAACUGCGCUUUGUGUUUGUGUUGACUCGAGGGAUCGCCUGGAACCUCCUUUGCCAAAAGAGUAUUUUGGAAAUACCGUCAUCGAUGUGGUUGCUUCAAGUCUGGUGGGUGAUUUGGUGUCAAAGCCGUUGGGGUAUGCGUCGAGUAGAAUAAGAGAGGCGAUUGAGAGGGUGAAUGAUGAGUACGUGAGAUCGGGGAUUGAGUUCUUGAAGAAUCAAGAGGAUUUGAGUAGGUUUCAGGAUCUUCAUGGGAUAGGGAGUGAGAUCAAGGAGCCUUUAUAUGGGGAUCCUAAUCUUAGUGUUGUUAGUUGGUUGACGUUGCCGAUCUAUGGGAUUGAUUUUGGGUGGGGGAAGGAGCUUCAUAUGAAUCCAGGGCCAUAUGAUUUUGAUGGAGAUUGUGUGCUUCUUCCUGGUCCUGAUGGGGAUGGAUCUUUGUUGCUUGCUUUAUGUCUACAGGAAGUGCAUAUGGAUGCGUUUAACAAGCAUUUUUAUGAGGACAUUGAGUAA